Lathyrus sativus (Indian pea) is the source of this 1098-nucleotide messenger RNA. The record is from the annotation of a GenBank genome assembly. Lineage: Eukaryota; Viridiplantae; Streptophyta; Magnoliopsida; Fabales; Fabaceae.
AUGGCAAUGGAACAUGUCCUUCACAUGAAGGGUGGUGUGGGAGAAACAAGCUAUGCCAAAAACUCAUCACUACAGAGAAAAGUGAUAACGGAAGUGAAAACCAUACUUGAAGAAAAUAUGACAUUGAUCAUGUCCAACAAAAGUGUAAAAGGUUGUUGGAAAAUAGCUGAUUUAGGUUGUUCUUCAGGACAAAACACACUUUUGUCCAUCUCUAAUAUCAUGAACAUCAUCCAUGAAAUUAACACGAAACUAAAUAAUGGGAAACCUGUAUUUCAAAUAUAUCUCAAUGAUGUAUUUGAAAAUGAUUUCAAUACGAUCUUCAAAUUACUUCCAGGUUUCUACCAACAAGAAAAAGAAAAGAAUAAUGGAGAAUGCUUCAUAAGUGCAACACCAGGAAGUUUUUAUGGAAGACUAUUUCCAAAUGAUUACAUUGACUUUUUUCAUUCCUCAUAUUGUCUCCAUUGGCUAUCUCAGGCACCGAAAAAUUUGGUGAAGAAUGGAGAAGCACUCAACAAGGGAAAUAUUUACUUAUCAAAAACAAGCCCUCCAGCAGUUUAUGAAGCAUAUUUUAAGCAGUUUGAGAAAGAUUUUCAGUAUUUUCUAAAGUUACGUUUCAAAGAACUAGCGAUGAACGGUAUGAUGGCACUAACAUUCAUUGGCAGAGAAUCACAUGACAAAAUUAUUUCUGUUCAAGGGAUAGUUGGGAUGGUACUCAACCAGAUGGUUCAAGAGGGUUUAGUUGAAAAGGAGAAAUUGGAUAUGUUUGAUUUUCCAGCAUACCAUCCUACCGAAGAGGAAGUGCGACAAGUGAUUGAGGCAGAAGGAUCUUUUACCCUUCAAACAAUGAAGACUUUUAGGAUGGGUUGGGAUGCAAACCUUCAAGAAGAUGUGAUUGAUUAUGUUGUUGAUAGCAAAAUGAGAGGGGAGUUUAUAGCCAAGUAUCAUAGAGCAGUUUAUGAACCCAUUUUAAUAGUAAGUUUUGGUGAAAAUGUCAUGGAUGAGUUGUUCUCUAGGCUUGCAAAGAUGCUUGAGAAACUUAUUGAAAUAGAGACCUUAGAGUUUACUAAUAUUGUAUUGUUUUUAACAAAGGAUCAUUGA